Molecule: messenger RNA, 1071 nt
Organism: Salvelinus namaycush (lake trout)
Lineage: Eukaryota; Metazoa; Chordata; Actinopteri; Salmoniformes; Salmonidae
Gene: spo11
Product: SPO11 initiator of meiotic double stranded breaks
Exons: 12
Coding region: 1-1068 (355 amino acids)
Biological process (GO): meiotic DNA double-strand break formation; meiotic DNA double-strand break processing; reciprocal meiotic recombination
Cellular component (GO): nuclear chromosome
Molecular function (GO): ATP binding; DNA binding; DNA topoisomerase type II (double strand cut, ATP-hydrolyzing) activity
Source: RefSeq, a predicted model, not a curated record
AUGUACAGCCAGGAAGUUUUAAUCCUCAUUGAAAAGGUGAUUCUAGAGAUAGUCACCAGUCUGUCCAAAGAUGAAGCUCCAGUUUUGGUCCUACCCAACCGAUCCAGCUGGGCCAAUGUAAGUUUUGACAAAGCCGUUGGCCUUCAAAUGACUUCUGGAAGUUCUGUCACCACAGUUCGGAGCAACUGUUCCUCGUCUGUCACUAAAUUUGGGCACAUUCUCAAGGUUCUAUCCACCAUCUACAAACUUGUGCAGAGCAACGUAUAUGCCACAAAAAGGGACAUCUAUUACAACGACACACAGCUUUUUGGUUCACAGAGGACUGUCGAUUCCAUUGUGGAUGACAUCUCCUGCAUGCUCAAGGUUCCACGCAGAAGACUACAUGUGCUAGCUACGUCCAAGGGCUUCAUCUCAGGUGAUCUUUGUUACCUGGAGGAGGACAGCACCAAGGUGGACUGCCACUCCAACUCCACUGCUACUCCAGUCUCUUCUAAUGUUGGCGGGAUCAGGAACAUUGUGUCAUCUGCUAAGUUUGUUUUGAUAGUGGAGAAGGACGCCACCUUCCAGAAACUGCUCGAUGAUGACUUUUGCACCAAGUUAUCUCCUUGCAUCAUGAUCACAGGUAAAGGUGUCCCGGAUGUGAACAGCAGGCUGAUGGUGAGAAAGCUUUGGGACACCCUGCGCAUCCCUAUAUUUGCUCUGGUGGAUGCUGACCCUUACGGCAUUGAGAUCAUGUGCAUCUACAAGUACGGAUCAGUGGCCAUGUCAUUUCAGGCCCACAGUCUGACCGUCCCCAGCGUUAUGUGGCUAGGCCUCCUCCCCUCUGACCUCCAGAGAUUGAGAGUACCUGAGGAUGCUCUGAUCCCCCUCACACAGAGAGACCAGAAUAAACUGACCAGCCUGCUGAAGAGACCCUACCUGGCCUGCCAACCUGCCUGGCAGAGAGAGAUGGAAAUGAUGCAACGCAGCAAGGUGAAAGCUGAGAUCCAGUCCCUGGCCUCCAUAGCCCCUGAUUUCCUCAGCCGCGUCUACCUGCCAAACAAGCUGCGCUACGGGGGCUGGAUAUGAUCA